Octopus bimaculoides (California two-spot octopus) is the source of this 387-nucleotide messenger RNA. Its product is annotated as histone-lysine N-methyltransferase SETMAR-like. Lineage: Eukaryota; Metazoa; Mollusca; Cephalopoda; Octopoda; Octopodidae. The record is from RefSeq and is a predicted model, not a curated record.
AUGGAACGGAAUACAGCGCCUGCUCUCUAUUGUCGGAAGUGUAUUAGCACAACCGCUUUGAUAAUGAGUGCUGAAAAAAUUGCAAUUAGAACCAUUUUACGCGACCUGUGGAAAAAUGGACUAAGUGCAAGGACAAUGGUAAAAGAACUGAAUGAUGUGGAAGGUCCAGGAAUUGCCAAUGAAGGUGUGGCACAAAACUGGUUCAGAAGUUUCAAGGAAAGUGACAUCAACCACGAAGACAAACCGAAGUCAUGGAGACGUUUUGUGGAAGAUGAGGCCUUGCUUGAAAUAGUUGAACAACUGCCAAGUACAAGCAAUCGUACAUUGCCAUCAGAAUUUAAUCCUUCACAAAGCACCAUCACCACCUUUAUAUGCUUGGCUUUGUGA